AUGGAAGAAAUGAUAAGGAAAAAACUUGGUAAUGGAUGGAAAAGUGCAAUCAUCAAUGGCACGAAGCCACCAGUUAAAUUAUGUUUACGUAAAACAUUUAAAUGGUUGCUAACAACAAAUCAACCGAAUGAUUCCACCACCACCACCAAGUUACAUACACCACUUGUGAAAAGAGAUACCCCAUUUAAACCUCUACGGCAACGCUUAUCAGGAAAAAUCAAAGAAGAUACAGUUUAUGACUUAAAAAUGUUAUAUGAUCGAUCAAUAAAUGAUGAUCAAACGGAUGAUCAUCAAAUGAACGAUAAUCGAGAUAACGAUAUUCUAUGA
Molecule: messenger RNA, 327 nt
Organism: Rotaria socialis
Lineage: Eukaryota; Metazoa; Rotifera; Eurotatoria; Philodinida; Philodinidae
Source: the annotation of a GenBank genome assembly